UUUUAAUGCCUAAUUUUGAUUUGUGUUAUAAUAUGGUUGCAUUAGCAACAGUUUGUUAACGAUAUAUGUACUAGGCAUAUAUUAUUUAUAUUGUGUUACAUUGGUUACCAAGCAACCAUUUAAUACAACACAAACUUCAGUAGAAUGAGAAAUAUCUAUUACAAUUGAUAUAUUUUAUUUAUAAUUAACAAUGGUAGACGAUGUAAAACCGGAAACAAUUAAAAAAACUCAAGAUUUACUCGGAAAGUAUUUCAAAAAACCACCACUUACCGAAAAAUUAUUAAAAAAACCACCAUUUCGAUUUCUUCAUGAUAUUGUAUCAGCAAUCAUAAGUGAAACUGGUUUUUUAAAUGGUUUAUAUUCAGAGGAGGAGCUAAAUUCAGAAAAUAUAAAAAACAAAGAGGCGAAACUGGCUUAUUUAACAAAAUUGAUCGAUGUUGUCAAGUUAGUUACUGGAAUUAAUUUAUCUGUAAGAGCCAGUAAGAUAAUUUCAGGUCAAGAACCAACUAAAACAAAUGAAUUAUUGCAAGCAAUUGGAAAAGCUUUAGAUAAAAAGAUAAGUAGUGUGGAAGCUAUCGAACAAUAUAAAAAAAAUUUUGGAAAAAAUAAAUCUAGUUCAAAAAAUAAAUCAUCUAUAACGAAAAAUGAAAAGAGAUCAUCAUCAAAAGAAACAUUACAAAAAAAAACUACGUCAACAAAAGAAAAAUCUACAGAACAAAAGAAAAAAGGAUUCAAUGAAAAUAAUAUAACAAAACAUGAAGAAAAUAUAUAUAAAACAGAAAAUCAAGAAUCCCAAAAAAAUAUUAAAAAUAAUAUAGAAACAAUACAAGUUGAGUUAAUGCAAGAGAAAAUUCCUUCAUCUGCACAUAAAAAAAGAUCUUUAUCUGCUAAAUCUAAACAGAAUAUAUCUUCUACAUCCUUAUCUGAAAUAACUCCUUUACAAUUAGAUAAAAAAAUAGAUGAAAAGCAAAAAGAAUCUGAAAACAAAUCAAAGCAUACAAUACGUACUGAAAAUAAUGAAUUACAAAAUCAAAUAGUUAAUAUACCAAAUUCUGUAAAUUCUGAAUUGAAAUCUACAUCAAUUGUAAAAGAUAAUAAAAUAGAUGAAGAUACAAAUAAAUUACAAAAAAUGCAAAUUACAGAUAAUGAAAUUUCUGUACAAAAUAUUAAGAAAUCUGAUCAGUCAACAUCAGAAAUUCAAAGAAUUCAAUCAGAAAAUAAAGAUGCUAGUAUUUCACAAUCAACUUCUAGACCAAGAACUUCUUUACGUCCACCUAGUUCAAGACCAAUUAGUGCUAGACCUGCAGCACCCAAAAUUCGAGGAAAAACAGAAUUAAUUAUUAAUGAAGAGAUAUUGACACCUAUGGGAAGUAUUAAUGUUAUUGUAGAAAAUUCUGAUCUCAAAGAAGAUGAUGAUGCUGAAGAUAUGGUAGUUAUGGAAACUAAAGGAAAUGGUAGUGAUUCUUUAGAAAAUAAUGCAAAUUUUAAAAUUAAUAAUCAAUUAACACAAGAACAUGGGCAUCUAGUUGCUCAAAUAUUAGAAACACAAAAAGAAUUGGUUAAUAAUGAUAAUGUAGAUAUAAUGCCUAAAAAAACAAAUAUUGCAUGGGAUAUAAGUUCAAAGCGUGACAUAAUAACAAAGGAAAUUGAUAAACUACGAAAUACAAUACAAACUUUAACUCGUGCAACAAAUCCACUUGGAAAGUUAUUAGAUUAUUUUCAGGAAGAUGUAGAAAUUAUGCAAAAAGAAUUAUUAGAAUGGAAAAAUCAAUAUCAACAAGUAAAUGAACAAUUAAAAAUUGAAAAAAUGAAAACACAAGAAUUAAUAGAACCUAUGAAGGAAACGUUAAAAGAAAUUGAUCAUAAUGUGAAAAUACAAUUGAAUAAAAUAUGUCAAGCAAAAUCACAAGUUAUGAAAAAUGAUCAAAGAAUACAAACGUUAUUAAAUGGUCAUAUUUAAUUUUCAUUAGAAUAUUUUAUUAAUUUUAACAUAAUUUGUUUCUUUUUUAAGUUAUAAUUAAAUUAUAAUUAAGUUU
Messenger RNA from Apis florea (little honeybee), 2036 nucleotides. RefSeq names its product intraflagellar transport 54 (gene IFT54). The record is from RefSeq and is a predicted model, not a curated record. Gene Ontology annotation, molecular function: microtubule binding. Gene Ontology annotation, biological process: regulation of microtubule cytoskeleton organization; cilium assembly; intraciliary transport. NCBI's taxonomy places the organism in Eukaryota, Metazoa, Arthropoda, Insecta, Hymenoptera, Apidae. Gene Ontology annotation, cellular component: axoneme; ciliary basal body; intraciliary transport particle B.